AUAUAUAUAUGUAUGAAUAUAUAUUUAUAUAUAUAUAAGAUGGUGUGGGUGUGAAAGAACCGCGGGAGAAGAUGGCGUCUUGAGAGGGAAAGAAAAAAAACGCAGCUGAGAAGGCAGCGUCUAUUUUCUGGCGAGGAGUGAUCGCUGCUGCUUAUUAGAGCUGCUGAGGAACGUGGGAGACAAAAGAGAGUGAAAGAUUGGAGGAGGAGGGAGGAGGUGCUGCCGACUGCUGUCACCUCCUCCUCCUCCUCCUCCUCCAUCCAAUCCUCCCAGUCUCGCGGAGAAAUAAACAGAAGCGUGCAGAAGGAAGAGAGGACAUUCCUCCUUCAUCCAGCCCUUUCCCCUUCUCCCUCUCUCUCUCAUGGAGAGGAAUUAUCCCGCCGCUGCCGGCUUCGGGGACCUGGGCUCCGGGACGGGAUGGACUUACGACCGAUCGGCCAAAGCAAGCCUCAUGUACGGGAGCGGCAGGUUAUCCCACCCCGAUUCGGAGCUGCUCCACAGGCAAGCCUACGGGACCCCUCACCCUCUCCAGGGCUAUGCAACCAACCACCACCCAGGAAGCUCCAGGCACAGUGGGUCUUGGGGCGGACCCACACUCGGCCUCUCAGGGCUGUUUGAUGCCAGCCUCCACCACUCAGGCCCCGCGUGUCCUGAACCAUCCGUCAUGAACCUGAUUUCAGCUUUGGAUUCUAGGGGUCCUCAGCACCCACCCUCGGCCUCUUCCCUCCUCACACAGUUCCGCACUCCCUCUUGGCAGACAGCAAUGCACACACCGGCCCCAGCGGAGCUCUUUAUUUCAGGGGCUAUUCCAAGUUCCAGCUCUUUCCCUUCCUCCUCAGCCCUUUCCGCAUACCAGCACCCUGGCUCCUUCUCUGGACGCUCCUUCACUCCUUCAUUAUCUCUCCAGGACGCAUCCACCUUUAGCCCAACUUCCAAUGGUUUGUUGUCCCCCCAUGACCCCCUGCUGCACAUAAAAACACCCUCCCAGUCAAGCUUGGGAUUUGAUCGCCUGCUGUCUUCUCAGAGUGCCGUCUACCGGAGCUCCCAGGAGCUUUCAGCACCCCCUCAAAACCAUGUCCCAUCCACCUCCUCCAGCUGUCACCUGCCCCCUCCCCAGUUUAACCUGCUGUCCUCCCAACUCCACAACCAGUCCUCCCAGCUCUAUAAUGCCUCAAUGUUCUCUUCCAAGCCAGCCCUAAUACCCACAACCCCCACUCAUGAUAGGGCAGGUCCCCGACAGGACAGUGUUAUCAAGCAUUACCAACGUUCAUCCCCACCCCACUCCACAGCACUCCCUAUACAGCAAUAUAUCAAUUGCGGUGGGUCAGUCGGCUAUCAGCAAAUCCCAAAUCAACACCGGCAUGCCGGUGUGUCCUGCUGUCCCUUGGGGGAACAGAGCCCACCCUCAGACCACAAACCCUCACCACAAUCAGAGUCACAAAUAUAUGGACCUAAUAUUCAAACACCCUACACGUCUUCUUCCUCCAGCUUGGCCCCCACCUCAUCUGGUAGUAAGGAAACCAAGAGCUCCACUAGUGGCUACUCUUCAUCCAACUCAGCAUCAUCCUCUUCCCGAGCCCCUCACACUCCACCACCCUUGGCCUCCUCCACUUCCUCAUCAGUCUCUUCAAAUCCUAAAAUCAGCACUGACUCUUUGUGUGCUCCCUCCCGUCAGCAGCCCCCACCUUCACCGGCUCCACCUCUUUUGCCAGUGGUAUCUUCCACGCAGUCAACAUCCGAAACAUGCCUCUCCUCAUAUGGUUCUCCACCCACAGCCAAAUCCAGCACAGGCCUACAAGGCCAGAACACCCAAGAGCAACAAGGCCAGUCCUACUCUCCCAACCAGCCAGCAACAGGUCACAUGACCCAGUCUUAUGGAGCCUUUAGUUCACCUAGCACACAGGAUAUUAGCUCUGGAGCAGCGGGUAAUGGAGGGAAAACUUACAAUGACUUAGGCUCAGAUGGACGCUCAUUCUCAGCAGGGGUAGUCUUUGGAGAGUCAAACUUUAGCUCAGCCUCUCUUAGGAGGGCAGACAGUCCUUCUUUGGGGUAUGGGAGCAAUACAGCAUCAACAGGAAGUGGGGCUUCAGGUGUGGCUACAUUUGAUACUGGACUUGGCUCUGCAGGUUCAGAAGGUGGGGUGGCCAGUGUUGGCAGUGGAGGCAGUGGUUCAUACCACUUGAAUGAAUCUAGUCCCUCACCUUCUAAUAAUUCUGCUGUCACCCAUCCCGGGUUGCAUUCUCCUGCUUCUACUCGACCAGCACAAUCCCCUGGAGGCCCAGGGGGCAGUAAAUACCUGAACCCUAUGCUUUCACCAACCUUCAUGGCACCGUCACAAGGUUUUACUGAACCGCGGCAAGCACAGAGCCAGCAGUCCUUCCACUCAACUCCACCUAAACCAGAAACUCAGACCAACAUGCUUGGGGUUGAGCGCUCCCAAGAAGAAGAAGAGGAAGACAAUUUUCUCAUUCAACAAUUACUGCACACACAGAGUUCAACUUCUCAUUCGGCCCAGAAUCCCCCGGCCCCUCAGCAAAUACCGCAACAGCUCACAUUGACUGGGGAUACGGAAGCCAAGGGAGGAGCUUAUGACAUGAACAAGAUCUCUGAAGAACGUUUUCACCUUCACAGUGUAAUCCGAACAAACAGCACUGCUAGCGAUUCGGGCCCUGUAACAUCAAUUAGUGAUGGAACCAGUGGGUUGAAUAGUCAGUUAGAAAUAUCACAGACAAAGGAUCAGCACGCCAAUUCAGAGUUGAAAAUAUCAAAGUCAAUUUCUGAAGGUGUAGGAAGAGUCACAGAUUCUAUUUCUCUAUCCCAUAGUACGCAUUCACAUCAACCAGAACAUGACUCUUUGGGUUCUGUGGGGCAUUAUGGAAGAGGGGACCCCUAUACACAGCUCCCACAUUCUCAUCCUACCCCUCAUGUGUCACCCCGUCAGCAGUCUCAACAUUCUCAGCACACACAGCCCGCCCAUCAUACUCAUCAACACCUCCCUCAUAAAAUGCAUCCUCAUCACAUGGAUCGUUCAGAGAGACCAGAUCGUUCUUACAUGUGUAAUACACCAGAUGCUCAGCAGGUUUCACACCAAAUGAUGAAUUCGCCAUCCAACUGUUCUCAGCAAACUCACAUGCUGCAGUCUGCCAUGACCCAUAACUCACAGACUAAAAUGGACCCCCAGCAUGCCUCGCAACAGCAUCCCUUGAGUCAACAGGGCAUAAUGGAAUCUGCUAGAGGAGCCGUGCCCACAGGGGUAGAUUCUCAGUUGCAAAUCCAGCUACAGAAUCCAGGUUUGGAUACAAGGUAUAACCUUGCAGCUCCAAGAGAUCAAAGCCAACUCAGGCAGAACUCGGUAUCCCCACUAGAUAUGUUGGACCAGUCUCUUUCACAACCAAGGAGCAGUGAUACUGGAGGAGUUCUAGAUCGGACCAGCAUACGGAGUGGUGCUAAUAUUACAGGAGGAGACGCUAUUGUUGGAGAAAGGCAUAGGCAGCAACUCCGACUGUCAUCCUAUCACCAUCGCCAACCAACAGCCACAGAGCUUCAAGGCUUUCUCUCUGAGCCAGAUAUAGGCUUACCUAACACCCCGCACUUGCACCACCUCAACCAACCCCAGACACAUGCCCAUCAUCAACAGCAAGCACACAGUCAACAUCAACUUUCCCACUCCCAGAUAACUCACCUCCAGUCCCAUCGGAUGGCAGGAAAUAUGGAAACUCCCCAACAACAGCAACACUCCCAACCAAGGGAGACAGAGAACCAUCUGCCACACACACAGAGACUCAAGUCACACCAGUUUGACACUGUGAGCUCUAAUAGUGUACCGGGACAGAAUCAAAGUCAACAACAGGAGCAGUUUACAUCUUUAACAUCAAUGUGCUUUUCCGACUCUCUUUUAAAUGAUGAAGAUCGGUCUUUCUUUCCAAGGAUGGAUGACAUGUUUUGCUCAACAAAUUACAAGUCAAAUUGUGGAGGAGUUUCUAUGGCUGGACACUCUUCCCAAGACAGUGUUACCCAAGGUCGAGGGCAAGAGGGAAUGGAUGUCCUUAAAACAGGAGGUGCUGGAGAACGCUAUGGUAUGGUAGGUCAACAUGGAGAUCAAGGCUAUGGACAAUAUUGUCAUAAUCUUUCUGGAACAGGAAGUGCAAAUCUGCAUUUAGAUCUUGACUCCCUGAAAACCCAUCAGCUUCCGUCAACUGUGAAUACUGAUCAACUUGGUCUCAUACAGUCCCAGACCUCUACUAUAGGGAUGAAUUCUGCAGUUCAAAGAGGUGACUCGGUUAACAAGAUGACAGCAUCUGUAGGAGUUGGUGGAGGCACAAACAAUACCGCUAUGACCUCAGCUAUCUUUUGUUCCUCCCGGCCCAAGAAACUGCUGAAGACUAGCUCAUUUUAUCUGCUCAAACAGCGGCGUGAACCACAGCCUCUAACCAAGAAAAAUUAUGUGCAAGAGUACGAAUUUGAAGAUGAUGAGGAUAAAGCUGAUGGUCCAGCUGAUAUACGUCUUAACAGUCGACGCCUUCCUGACCUGCUCCCUGACUUGGUUUCUAGCUGUAGGAAGGCUGGUGUGUCAUCAGGUGUCAGUGGGCUCAAUCCAAUGAUAGGUGACAUUGACUUCUGCCACCCGUCUAGCUACCCUUCCCUUGGACAUUCUCAGUCUCUUCUCCCUCAAGAUGGCCCAAAGAAAAGAGGAAGGAAACCAACAAAACCAAAACGUGAUGGCCCUCCUCGCCCUCGAGGGAGACCGCGCAUACGCCCUCUUCCAGAGCCCUCAUACUGCAGGGGGCUGAUGGGAUCAGGAGCUGGAGAAAGUAGGAGGGGGCGUGGGCGGGGUAGAGGUCGUGGUAAGAAAGACGAAAGCAUCACAGAAAUGCAUCAAGCUUUCAACAAAGCACCAAACAUAUGUAAUCAGCAGCAGCAGCAUCCACAACAACACUUCAACCAACCACAGCCACAUGAACAUCACAGACAACAACUAGACCCCCACUAUUUAUCCCAACAGCACCAAGAGCAUCUCUUGCACCAUCAUGUGCCCUCCACUCACCAUCAACAACAUCAUCAGCAACAGCAGCCAAAUUACCAACAACAUCUGCAUCAACCAGUCCAACAACUGCAACAUGACCAAGACAGCCCCAUCAAGAACCCACUUCCUGGCUCAGCGAUGCCGCCAUCACAAUCUUUGCUGCGGACCGAUUCACUGUCCAGCAUUGAGCCUGCUCUGUCUGACGGAUCCGUCGGUUCAGCACCAUCUCUGGGCCCGAGUCCUGGACCCAGUACCAACAUGGACAUGAGCAGAAAUGAGCUGAACCCUACACCGGACAAAAUGCAUUAUGAAAAUCCUGGAGAGACAUGGAAGAAAAUGGAAGAUCAGUUGAACCCUGAAGGCUGGGGCGCCAUGCAGAAACUCUCCAGCUCUGUUGACGAGAAGGCUUAUGACUUCAAACCUGGCUUCAUGUCCUCUUUUUUGGACUUUCUGAAGACCGGCAAAAAACCAUCAUGCCUGGAACUGGGCGAUGAUGGCUGUGAACAGGAAGCCUGUUCCUGUCACAAAGGUGGGAUUAGGCCCAUAACACCGACUCCGCCACUGCCGCCGACCCCACCACAAGGGGCGUUCAGCGAGGAAAGAGGAGGCGAUGGGGCAGGCCUCUCCCUCGGUAGCUGUCAGAGUCCUUGCAAGCCUCUGGAUGAGGAGUUGAAAGGGAACUUGGAGGCGCUGCCCACCUUCUCCUCUGACGAGGAGGACUCAGUCAGCAAAAAUCAGGACUUGCAGAAGAGCAUCUCGUCCGCCAUCUCUGCCCUCUAUGACACCCCCCACUCUCUGGCUGCUGCCAUGGCCUCGGCUAUGGUCAAAGUACCAUCUACCCUCUCUCCACCGACCCCACAGGAGCCCCCACUCAGCCCUUUGCCUCCUCUCGCCUGCUCUACUGCAAUGCCCAACGGGGAGGAGGGGACGCUCGCUUACGAUGAGCGUCACACCCCCGAGGACAACUUUGUCUCGUCACGGUGCGAAGUGGAAGGGGAAAGCGAGCAGACAGGAGAAAUGACUGAGGAGGAAGAGGUCGGAGGAGAGAUGACUGCAGAUGAUGAAGGAAUGAGGAGAGAGCCACACGAUCCGCAGCAGGAAGAUGUGGUAGAGCAGGAGGUGAAGGAAGACGACUUGCUGUUGUCCAACAUGGAGACCUUGGAGACGUCUAAGACUGAAGGUACUCCACCAAGUCCUGCACUGGCUCCCGCACCUCUGUCCGCAUCGCCGUCCGUUACCCCUUCACCACCCACCUUCUCUUCACCCUCGCCCCACCCUCCCACGUGUCCUUCCGUGCCCUCCCCGCAGCCGAUCCGGGAGGGAGAAGAAGCCGAUCCACCUUAUCCUUGCUCUGAGCAGCAGCACGUUGCCUACCAACCGGUUCCGACUGCCGGCACCUCUCCACCCCCCUCCACCUCCCCCCCGGCCAUCCCCUCGCCACCCCUCUCCAACCUUCCCCAGAUCCACUCCAUACCCCCUCCAUCCGCCACACCGCCCCCGUCGUGCUCGGACCAAGACCAGGACCAAGACCAGGACCAGGACCAGGAACCUGAAGCUGGGCAAGCUUCCCCAUCCUCCCAGUCAUCUGCUUCCUCUUCCCCACAUCCUUCCCCUCCAACCCCGGAAGAGGCCCCUGUCCAGCGGCUCACCGCCUUGCACCUGGCGAAGAAACAGGCGGAUGCGGCGAUCGCUGGCGAGAGUGAGGCGGAGGACAGCGAGAGCGGCGGUGAGGGGAUCUUUCGUGAACGGGACGAGUUCGUCAUUCGAACGGAGGAAAUCGGGACACUCAAGAUGGCCUUGCAGACCGGACGGGAGCCUCCACCCAUCUGGAGGGUCCAGAAAGCCUUGCUUCAGAAAUUUAGCCCUGAGAUCAAAGACGGUCAGAGGCAGUUCUGUGCGACCAGUAAUUACCUGGGUUAUUUUGGUGAUGCCAAAAUGCGAUACCAGCGUUUGUAUGUGAAGUUCCUGGAGAAUGUCAACAAGAAAGACUAUGUCAGAGUGUGUUCCAGAAAACCGUGGCACAGGACUGGUCUGACCAUGAGGCGACAAGCGCUGCCAAAACCACUGCCUGCCUCUCACAACCAAACCCCACCGCGAGUGGACAGAGAAGAGAGGGACAAGGACAGACAGAAGGAGCAGAAAGAACGUGAAAAGGAGCUAGGAGAGAGGCUGCAAAGGGAGAAAUUGGAACGAGAGCGGAAGGACAAAGUGGAGAAGGAGAAAAAAGAGGAGCAGGAGAGGGACAGAAAAGAAAAAGAAAAUGGGGAAAAAGAACAAAAGGAGAGACGGGAAAGGGAGCAGAAAGAGCGGGAGCGCAAAGAAAAGGACAAAACGUCACCCGUCAAACAGGACAGUGAAAGACGGGAGGAGGAAAAAGAUGGGGAGAAGGGAAAAAACGAGAAAGAACACAAAGAGCGAGAGAACAGGAACAGAGAACUAAGAGAAAGGGAGGAACAGGAGCGGGAAAGCAAGGAAAAGGAGAAACAGCAAAAAGAAGUGAGGGAUGGAGAUAAAGAGAAGGAGAGAUGGUCUGAAAGAGGUGUCACAGAGAGGGGGAAGCAAAAGGAGGUGAGAAGAGAUCAUGGAGCAAAGGAGGUCCUGGAGGACAAAGGAGGUGCUUUGCAGUGUGUGACGGAGGAAGAAAGAACAGCUGAAAAGAAAAUGUCCCGUCAGUCCAGGAGCAAAACGUCAAAGGACAAGACAGAAGCUCCUCCAAAGAAGAGGAAGAAGUGGAUGAAGGAGGUGGCGUCUUCCUCCUCCGACUCAGACUCCUCCCUCCCCAGCGAAGCCGAAGGGCCGACGCAGGUUGGGGCCAACAGUCGGGCCAUGAGGGAGAUGUUCAGGAGCUACGUGGAGAUGUUGGUCAGCACGGCGCUCGACCCCGACAUGAUCCAAGCCCUGGAGGACACAGACGACGAGUUGUACCUGCCGCCCAUGAGAAAGAUCGACAGCAUGCUGAGCGAGCAAAAGAAGAAGCUGCUGAGGAGAGCCAACAUGAGUGCUCAGCACCAGGAGGCGCUUCAUAUAUUCCCCAAAAUGACUGCAGACCCACUGGACUCCGGGACGGUUAAAGUGCGCCUCGGUGGUGAAUGCUACAACCGCAAAACCCUAAACCACGGCAAGAGGAGCGUUCCCAAGCAACAAGAUCUGAAGAUCUCUAUUGAGACGUGCCGUAUCUACAGUCUGUAUCACUCCCUUCACCACUACAAGUAUCACACCUUCCUCCAUUGCAAGAAGGAGACGGACAGCAUCGAGCAGACGGCAGACGACCCCGGCCAGGAGGAGGUGGUGCAGCAGUGCAUGGCCAAUCAGAGCUGGCUGGAGAAGCUCUUCAGCUCCUUCCUGGAGCUGCUCAGCCUCAGUGCCAAAGCCUGAACACGGACAUCAGUCCAACCUAAAAAAAAGAAGUCUCCCGGGGUUUGUCAAACAAAUCAAUAAAAGACGGCGUUGUCGAUUUAUUGGGAGGGAGAAAAACAAAAGGUUUAAUAACUUGCGGUAAGAGUCACUCUCGGACUUUUUACUCCAAAGAAGCUUCAAUAAUGUGAAGAUGGUCCGUGGACACCAUACGUCCACACAGACAAAUAUGUCUUUAAGUAAUGUACUGAUAAUUAUGCUUUGUAUCAUUUAUACAAGGACAUUUUUAAAAAAUGAACAUCCUAAAAAAAAAAAAGGGAUAAAUAGCUGUAAAUAUUUUUUGAAAAAUGUUUUAAAGGGGUAUAAAUAAAAUUGAGUGUUUGCGCCUCUCAGACCUCCACGAGUGAAACUAGUGAAAAGAUUUAACGCGACUAUGUAAUAGUCCUUUUAUUGUCCCAAGGCUUGAGAUUCUCAUGUAUUUCAAUGGAGCUGCGUUAUUUAUGUCUCUUCUUCAAAGUACAGUCACAGAGGGGGUGUCCUUCCCCGUGAAAAGAGGUAACGGCGUCACAAUUGACGUCCCGAGCGGGGAGCGUGACGUGAAAAGAUAAAUGUGCGUGUUUAACGUGUGUCCUUUUUAUCUGUCUGUCGUCGAUUGAUACUUCCGUUGAUUUGACCUUCUUUGCAGAGCUUUUCUGUUGUUUUGAUGUGUAAAUAUUGUACAGCUUCUUCAUUCGACAACUCCAAGUUCCUCUUCUGUACAGAAAAUUCCUGUAUUUGAGAAAAGUAAAAUAAACCAUUCCACUGACAAACGUGCAAAUGCCUACGCUGGCGUCAU
Molecule: messenger RNA, 9212 nt
Organism: Nerophis ophidion (straightnose pipefish)
Lineage: Eukaryota; Metazoa; Chordata; Actinopteri; Syngnathiformes; Syngnathidae
Gene: prr12b
Product: proline rich 12b
Source: RefSeq, a predicted model, not a curated record